Molecule: messenger RNA, 1291 nt
Organism: Rattus rattus (black rat)
Lineage: Eukaryota; Metazoa; Chordata; Mammalia; Rodentia; Muridae
Gene: Wnt4
Product: Wnt family member 4
Exons: 5
Coding region: 81-1136 (351 amino acids)
Biological process (GO): canonical Wnt signaling pathway; neuron differentiation; cell fate commitment
Cellular component (GO): extracellular region
Molecular function (GO): cytokine activity; frizzled binding
Source: RefSeq, a predicted model, not a curated record
CCAGCCCGUCCGCGCGGCGCCCACCUGCCGCCCCGACGGGAGCCUUGCGGCCGCUGCCCGGGGCGGGCGCCCACGGCACCAUGAGCCCCCGUUCGUGCCUGCGGUCGCUGCGACUCCUCGUCUUCGCCGUGUUCUCGGCCGCCGCGAGCAACUGGCUGUACCUGGCCAAGCUGUCAUCGGUGGGCAGCAUCUCCGAAGAGGAAACGUGCGAGAAGCUCAAAGGCCUGAUCCAGAGGCAGGUGCAGAUGUGCAAACGGAACCUCGAGGUGAUGGACUCAGUGCGCCGUGGCGCCCAGCUGGCCAUUGAGGAGUGCCAAUACCAGUUCCGGAACCGGCGCUGGAACUGUUCCACACUGGACUCCCUGCCUGUCUUCGGGAAGGUGGUGACACAAGGGACCCGGGAGGCGGCCUUUGUAUACGCCAUCUCUUCAGCAGGUGUGGCCUUUGCAGUGACAAGAGCAUGCAGCAGUGGAGAGCUGGAGAAGUGUGGCUGUGACCGGACAGUACACGGGGUCAGCCCACAGGGUUUCCAGUGGUCAGGAUGCUCGGACAACAUCGCCUAUGGCGUAGCCUUCUCACAGUCCUUUGUAGACGUCCGAGAGAGAAGCAAGGGGGCCUCCUCCAGCCGGGCACUCAUGAACCUUCACAACAACGAGGCUGGCAGGAAGGCCAUCCUGACACACAUGCGUGUGGAGUGCAAGUGCCAUGGGGUGUCAGGCUCCUGCGAGGUAAAGACAUGCUGGCGAGCGGUACCGCCCUUCCGUCAGGUUGGCCACGCACUAAAGGAGAAGUUUGACGGCGCCACGGAGGUGGAGCCACGGCGCGUAGGCUCCUCCCGGGCACUGGUACCGCGAAACGCGCAGUUCAAGCCACAUACGGAUGAGGACCUGGUGUACCUGGAGCCAAGUCCAGACUUCUGUGAGCAGGACAUGCGCAGCGGCGUGCUAGGCACGAGGGGCCGCACUUGCAACAAGACGUCUAAGGCCAUUGACGGCUGCGAGCUACUGUGCUGUGGCCGCGGCUUCCACACAGCGCACGUGGAGCUGGCUGAGCGCUGCGGCUGCAGGUUCCACUGGUGCUGCUUCGUCAAGUGCCGGCAGUGCCAGCGGCUCGUGGAGAUGCACACGUGCCGGUGACCGUGCCCACCUGUGCCCAGGACCACCUGCGUGGCCCGGGGAAGGCCAAUAACUUAAACAGUCUCCCGCCACCUACCCCAAAAGAUACUGGUUGUAUUUUUUGUUUUGGUUUGGUUUUUGGGUCCUCAAGUUAUUUAUUGCCAAAAAAAAAAAAA